Mytilus trossulus (common blue mussel) is the source of this 1630-nucleotide messenger RNA. Its product is annotated as NADH-ubiquinone oxidoreductase chain 6-like. Lineage: Eukaryota; Metazoa; Mollusca; Bivalvia; Mytilida; Mytilidae. Bases 1118 to 1630 code for a protein of 170 amino acids. The record is from RefSeq and is a predicted model, not a curated record. The transcript has a single exon.
UUCUUGCAGGUAUAACUAAAAGCGCACAAAUGCCGUUUUGCGCAUGGCUACCUGCUGCCAUGGCGGCACCCACACCGGUCUCCUCUUUGGUGCAUUCUUCGACAUUGGUGACAGCUGGGGUUUAUUUGAUUCUUCGCUCUUUUUAUAUUAUCAGAGCUAAUCCCUUUGUGACUCAAAUACUUAUAGUCUUAAGACUAUUUACUCUAAUAUUAGCGGGGUCAAGGGCUGUGUUUGCGUUUGACCUAAAAAAGGUAAUCGCACUCUCGACUUUGAGGCAGUUAAGGUUAAUAAUAUUCUCGAUUUCAAUCCUUCUUCCGUCUGUAGCUUUUUUUCAUUUAGUAACCCAUGCGGUAUUUAAAGCUUUGUUGUUUCUAGGCGCAGGGGGUGUUAUUCAUAGAAACCAAAGAAUCCAAGAUAUCCGGGGGUUAAGAAGCUUGUGGCAAGGAUUACCGGUAAGAAUGGGUGCAAUAACGGUUGCAAUUGUGUCCUUGAGAGGGGCCCCGUUUAUAAGAGGGUUUUUCUCUAAAGACCUAAUAAUUGAGCUAAGAAUGAUAGACAGAAGAAUAACUUAUGGGUGCUAUUUAUUAGAGCUAACAGGUUUAAUCUUCACUUCUUUUUAUAGGGCACGGAUUGUAUUUAGAGUAAUACUUGGGUCUAAUUACGUUAAUAGCAGAAGUUUGCGGAUUAAUGAGCACUUAAAUAUACAAACUCCUUUUCUUAGCCUGUAUAUUGGGGCUAUUAUCUUAGGAGGGGUAUUAGGGAGGAAAAUAGAGAGGUUUGGGUUUGUAGUAGUUCUUGAGAAAUAUGAGAGAGUCAGAGUAUUUCUUAUUCCCUUUGUAGGGUUAAUUUUGUGAUGAGGAGUGCUUAGAAAAUUAGGGUCUAAGCCUUGGUCGUCAGCCAAACUAUUAAGAUUCUUUUUGAGAAUGUGGCUCAUAGAGAGGCUAACCUCCCACCCCAGAAAAAUGGCCUUCUUUAAGGGGUCCAGGAUGGUAGCUCAAAGUCUGGAUCAAGGUUGACUAGAGCUAUUGGGCCCUCAAGGUGCCCAUAAGGGACUAGGUCAACUCAGCUGUUUGAAUGAAAUUGUUCAGAAAAAUUAUUUUACCUACCAGCUGGUAGUAUGAGGGCUGGUGGUAGCGGGGGGCGUAAGCUUAAUUAUGUUUAUAUAAUGAGAGUUAUAGUCAUAUGUGUAAUUUUGAUGGCUGUGUUUUCGAUUGUCUUAAUUGCCAAGCAACCUAUUUCUUUAGGGCUAGUGCUAUUGAGGGGGUCUAUAAUUGCAUGUGUGGAGGUUGCACUGGAGGUUAGAAGGUUGUUAGGGUUCUUAUUGUUCCUAACUUACGUUAGGGGUGUAAUAGUCCUGUUCUUGUAUGUUUUAAGGAUCUACCCCAAUGAAGUGUAUCGUUUUAAUCUAGAGUUUAUGGUUCUCGUCAGAAGGUGUUGUGCCAGAGCGGUCCUUAUGGGUCUUAUGAAUUACGAGUACAGAGAAAUUAGCGGGUCUUUGUUUCUAAGUUUCAUGGCUGAAAGAAGCGGGUUAAGGUUAUAUAUCCUAAUAGCUGGUGUGUUACUGUUUGUAAUAUUAGUGGUGUCGUAUUUGUGCAUAAAAACCAUGGUGCCUUUACGAAGAGUAAAAUAA